GAGAGAAUGAAUUCAUCCCAACCAUCUACAUCACAAGGCACAGAGAAAGGACACUUCUCUUCCCAAAGGCUCUUAUGGACUGUUGCUGGGGUCUCCAUUCUACUGCUCAGUGUCUGUUUUAUCACCAGAUGUGUUGGUUAUUCCUCAACUAGAACCCCAACUAGUACAGAACGGUUACCAAAUUGCAGCGACCUCUGACAUAUUUUUCAUGAUAGACAUUUUUCAUCUCCUUGGUGGCCUUGAGUCCUCGCCUUUGUACUUCUGUCAUGAGUGUAAACUUCUCCACGGGAACCUAGCCAGAGACAUGACAAACUGUGUUUUGGAACAAGGGUAGGGAGGGUGGGCAUAAGAGAAAGUGAAAGCAUAUUUGUUUUCUCUGGGCCUUUGGACCUGAAGUAAAGCACAUUCAUCUUCAUAAAUCAGCAAAAACCAUGAAAUGUGAAUCCUUUUUUCUUUGGGUAAGUAAAUCUCGGUACCUCUCCGUGUGGAAGGACAAAUAGAGAGUAAAAAAAAAGAUAUCAUGAUGAUUGCUGGUUCUUUUGUUACAAAUAUACACAUGAUAAACUUAAUUUUUUAUCAAGAAUAAUGAACGUACACUCUGCCCCUUUCCUUACAGUGACGUAUCAUAGCUUUCAACUCUGUGAUGAGAAAAAGUUCCAGCCAUAUGAGGAUUUAACAGACUUCUCCUGCUACAGAGAUGUAUCGGGUUCAGUCAAGAAUUGUUGUCCGUCGAGAUGGAUCCAUUUUCAGUCUAGCUGCUACUUAUUUUCUACUAACACCAUGUCCUGGGCAUCAAGCGUAAAAAACUGCUCAAACAUGGGAGCACAUCUGGUUGUUAUCAACACACAGGAGGAGCAGGAAUUUCUUUUCUACGCGAAACCGAAAAGGAGAGAGUUUUAUAUUGGACUGACAGACCAGGUGACUGAGGGUCAGUGGCAAUGGGUAGAUGGCACACCUUUCACAGAAUCUCUGAGCUUCUGGGACGAAGGGGAGCCCAAUAAUAUAGUUACAGUGGAGGACUGUGCUACCAUACGAGACUCUUCAAAUCCGAGGAAAAAUUGGAAUGACGUGCCCUGUUUCUUCAAUGUGUUUCGGAUUUGUGAAAUGCCUGAAAUAAGUGCUUUGAAUAACAAAAAAAUCUUCUAAGAACAGAGAGCGCAACUGAAAUGCAUAAAUACAGAGGCACAAGACCAUGAACACAACACCAACACGAGAAAACUGUGCACUGCACUUUAUAAGGACUACCUAGAGACUUCAUAAGGACUUGUCGCUUUUGAUAUAAAUAAACUAAGUAGUUUUGGGGCGCCUGGGUGGCUCAGUCAGGUAAGCGUCUGACUUCGGCUCAGGUCAUGAUCUCGAGGUUCGUGAGUUCGAGCCCCGCAUCAGGUUCUGUGCUGACAGCUCAGAGCCUGGAGCCUGCUUCGGAUUCUGUGUCUCCCUCUCUCUCUGCCCCUCCCCUGCUUGCACUCUGUCUCUGUCUCUCAAAAAUAAAUAAACAUGAAAGAAAAUU
Messenger RNA from Acinonyx jubatus (cheetah), 1510 nucleotides. Its product is annotated as C-type lectin domain family 4 member E. The record is from RefSeq and is a predicted model, not a curated record. The transcript is spliced from 6 exons. Gene Ontology annotation, biological process: antifungal innate immune response. The coding region runs from base 586 to 1146 and encodes 186 amino acids. NCBI's taxonomy places the organism in Eukaryota, Metazoa, Chordata, Mammalia, Carnivora, Felidae. Gene Ontology annotation, molecular function: carbohydrate binding. Gene Ontology annotation, cellular component: external side of plasma membrane.